This is a messenger RNA of Fusarium musae, 894 nucleotides long. RefSeq lists its product as uncharacterized. The coding region runs from base 1 to 894 and encodes 297 amino acids. The record is from RefSeq and is a predicted model, not a curated record. The transcript is spliced from 2 exons. NCBI's taxonomy places the organism in Eukaryota, Fungi, Ascomycota, Sordariomycetes, Hypocreales, Nectriaceae. Gene Ontology annotation, molecular function: oxidoreductase activity.
AUGGCAAUCGUUACCAACGCUCCGUCAUCCCACCAGGCUGCUGUCUACGACAAACCUGGUGAACUCAGCACCAAGGUGGUAGAUAUUGAGACUCCCAGCCCAUCGGCAGGAGAGGUGCUGGUGAAACUACAGCAAGUCUACUGCAUCGCUGGAGAGGAUGGCCUCUGUGCCAAGCAGUCUGUAUCCGGCAUGUUCAACCCAGGGACAUUCCAACAAUACCUCACUGUACCAGCUCGAUACCUGACGCCUAUUCCCGAGGGUGUGAGCUCUGAAGUAGCUGCACCGAUGUUAUGUGCAGGAUUGACUUCGUACGCGGCGCUGCGUAAAGUGACGGCCAGUCCAGGUGAUUGGGUUGUUGUUUCGGGUGCCGGAGGAGGUUUGGGACAUCUUGUCACGCAGAUAGCUGCAAGAGCCUUUGGAUAUCGCGUUAUUGGUAUCGAUCAGGCAAGCAAGGAAGAUGUGGUGAAGGAGAGCGGUGCUGAGGUCUUCGUGGAUGCUGCGACACCCGGUGAGGAGUUGGUCUCUCAGGUCAAGAAGCUCACCGAUAACCUCGGCGCCAACGCAGUAGUCGUAUGUGCAUCCAGCAACGCAGCAUACUCCCAAGGCCUUGAGCUAUUGAGACCUGGUGGAACAUUAGUCGGUGUUGGAAUGCCCGGCGGUAAGCCUGUCGCAAUAGCAAGCGCCAUGCCUGGACCUAUUGUUCAAAAGCAGCUCAAGAUCGCUGGGUCGAUAUUGGGGAAUCGUCAGGACGCGAUUGAUGUGCUGAAUUUGGCGGCGAGGGGGGUGAUUACUGUGCAUUAUCAGACGAGGAGGCUGAGUGAGUUGACGGAGGUCUUUAGGGAGAUGGAAAGUGGGAGGCUUGCGGGAAGGGCUGUUUUGGAUCUGCAGAGCUAA